AUGGAUGUCUUUCUAAUGAUUAGGCGAAAAAAAUUGACCAUCUUUACCGACGCAAAGGACACGACAACUGUGCUAGAAUUGAAGAAAAUGAUCGAAGGUAUCUUAAAGGUUACUCCCCCGGCUCAAAUGCUGUUCAACAAGGACAGUCAACUGAUGGAGGAUGAAAAGACUCUUGCAGAAUAUGGAUUGACUUCAGCUACAGCUAAAGCCCAGUGUCCUGCACCCAUUGGAUUGGCUUUACGGAAAGAAACUGGCGAAUUUGAAGCAUUGGAUCUGACUGCCUACUCCUCGCCACCGGAUUUGCCAGAUGUGAUGAAAUCUCAGGAGACAAACGGACAAGAACAGAUGGAUCAGCAUUAA
Messenger RNA from Arctia plantaginis, 360 nucleotides. The record is from the annotation of a GenBank genome assembly. Lineage: Eukaryota; Metazoa; Arthropoda; Insecta; Lepidoptera; Erebidae.